Messenger RNA from Rhizoctonia solani, 1188 nucleotides. RefSeq names its product acetyl-CoA C-acetyltransferase. Bases 1 to 1188 code for a protein of 395 amino acids. The record is from RefSeq and is a predicted model, not a curated record. The transcript is spliced from 10 exons. Gene Ontology annotation, molecular function: acetyl-CoA C-acetyltransferase activity. Gene Ontology annotation, biological process: fatty acid beta-oxidation. NCBI's taxonomy places the organism in Eukaryota, Fungi, Basidiomycota, Agaricomycetes, Cantharellales, Ceratobasidiaceae.
AUGGCUGCGGCUGCUGCACGAACCCAAGCUUAUAUUGUGGCGGCUAAACGAACGCCUUUUGGGGCGUUUGGUGGAAAGUUGAAGGAUUUGAAAGCCUCUGAAUUGGGUGGACUUGCUGGAAAGGCUGCUUUAGCUACCCUGCCCAAAGAGACCAAGGUUGAUAGCGUGAUCUUUGGAUCUGUAUCUCAGACCGAUAACUCUGGGGCGUAUGUUGCAAGACAUGUUGGGCACUAUAGUGGACUUCCGGUCACAGUUCCGGCGUUGACUGUUAACCGACUUUGCGGCUCUGGUUUCCAAUCCGUUGUAAAUGCGAACUUAGGAGGAACCGAGAACAUGUCCUUGUCACCGUAUACUCUCCACGGAGUUAGGUUUGGAAAUACCCGUUACGGCGUGGACCAGAAGUUGGUUGAUUCCCUCGCUGCCGCACUCAUCGAUCAAGUCCCUGGAGGUCAUCCAGGCGCGGCCCCAACUCCUAUGGGCGUGACGGCAGAAAAUCUCGCGCAAAAGUACGGAAUUACGAGGGAACAGUGUGAUGCAUAUGCACUACGUUCUCAGCAGCGGUGGGCAGCCGCCCAAGAGGCUGGGGCAUUCAACGAUGAGAUUUCGCCAGUUGAACUGAAAGGAAAGAAGGGGACUGAGGUCUUCAGUGUUGACGAACAUCCUCGCCCCACCGCAACACCGGAAGCUCUCGCGAAACUUCCCAGUGUUUUUAUCAAACAAACAGGUACUGUUUCCGCCGGAAACGCUAGCGGAAUCGGAGAUGGUGCGGCAGCCAACGUGGUAGCCAGCGAAGCUGCGUGUCAACAGUACAACCUUCCCAAACUGGCCAGGAUAGUUAGCUAUGGGAUAAGCGCCUGUGAGCCCAGUAUCAUGGGUAUCGGCCCUGUGGAAGCGAUUAAGAUUGCUCUAUCACGGGCUGGACUAAAGAAAGACGAUAUUGAUCUAUGGGACGUCAAUGAGGCUUUCGCAGCUCAGUGGCUAGCUGUGCAAAAAGAACUCGAACUCCCAGAUGAAAUAUCUAAUGUGUUUGGAGGGGCUAUCGCCUUGGCCCACCCUCUAGGAGCGUCUGGUGCUCGAAUCACAGCCAACCUUGUCCACAACCUUCGGAGACUCAACAAGAGAUAUGGGGUUGGGGCGGCAUGCAUUGGAGGUGGCCAAGGCAUUGCAUUGGUAUUGGAGAAGGCAUAG